This is a messenger RNA of Pichia kudriavzevii, 3483 nucleotides long. RefSeq lists its product as uncharacterized. Gene Ontology annotation, cellular component: cohesin complex; chromatin; nucleus. The record is from RefSeq and is a predicted model, not a curated record. NCBI's taxonomy places the organism in Eukaryota, Fungi, Ascomycota, Pichiomycetes, Pichiales, Pichiaceae. The coding region runs from base 1 to 3483 and encodes 1160 amino acids. The transcript has a single exon. Gene Ontology annotation, biological process: sister chromatid cohesion. Gene Ontology annotation, molecular function: chromatin binding.
AUGGUCUCUACAAUGAGAAAAACCAGAGGGUCUGUAAGAAAACAACAUGCCGUCAAUUACGACGCGUCAAUUGAUUUAGUAGAUAACAAUUCAGACGAUGAUUAUGUUAUCACCGACGAGAAGCACAAACCAUCCACCACAAAAUACAGGAACAGCGACUCUGAAAGUUUAGAUGACGGUGACGACGACGACGACGACGAUGAUGUAUAUGCUCCAAAUAGGAGGUCUAGGCAACGGAAGAGGAAAACAUUGACAAAAAGAACGAGACGUGGUAAACUUUCCUCAAUCACCAAUAAAAAUAACACUUUUGUCUCUAAUAUUGAUGAUAUUGAGAAUUAUGUCGAAAACCCACUAUUUGAAGCAAUGUGUUCGGAGGAUUACCUUGCAAUGGAAACUGCACAGUCGUGGUAUGAAGAUUUCACCACUGAUGAUUUAAACACGAAAUUCGAAGCUUUGAAGGAUUUCCUUAAUCUAAUUCUAAGAUCAUCAGGUUGUAUUGUUCAAUUGAGUCGUCAUGAUGUCACAAAUACAGAAAACGCAAAGGAUACGGUCAAUGAGUUACAGAGAAUGUUUGCAAGGCAAAAAUAUCAUGAAUUCCCAAUGAUGUAUACUCCUGUUGCAAGCAAUAAUAAGGAAUGGAAGAAUUAUCCAUCUAAUGCCUUGGAUUUCAUUUCAUCAAUAAUUCUUAUAGCUGGUCAAACAGGUAUUCUAUAUGAGGACGAUGACCAAUUUAUUGAGCUAUUACUCGAAUGGUUAGGUGCCAUGUCCACAUCGAAUGUUAGGGCUUUAAGAUAUGUAUCUACAGUUUUCGGUUUAGACAUGCAGAAUGUUCUUUGUAAACUAUCGGUGAACUUGUCAACAUUCAUUGACAAAUUUAUAAGGCAAUUGAGAAAAGAAAAUGAUACUCUAAGAGCUUUGAUCGAAAAGAAAGGCAAUAGACAAGCAAAGAGACAGGUCGAGUCCGCAAAUGAGAGGAUAAGAGUUAUUGAAAAUAACGUUGAAAUGUACAAAAAGCAAAAGAAAAUCGUUGAUAACAUCAUCAAUGAUUUCUUCAAUACUUUGUUUGUACAUAGGUAUAGGGAUGUUGCGCCAGAAAUAAGACUUAAAUGUGUCGAUUAUUUAGGUGAAUGGAUGGAUAUAUACCCUGAAAUGUUCCUCGAAAGUUCAUUUCUGAGGUAUCUCGGUUGGCUUUUAACAGACCAAGAGGCAAGCAUAAGAUCUGAAAUUUUUAAAGUUCUUACAAAACUUUAUAAGAGGAGGGUCACAGUUUCUGCGUUACGUCAAUUCACGUCAUAUUUCAAACACAAAUUGAUUGAAAUUGUAAUUUAUGAAACAGAUUUUAAUGCAAGACUUAAUUGUUUACAACUAAUGAAUGAAAUCAGUGAUAAAGGAUAUUUGGAAGAAGAUGAUAAUAUUAAAAUCACUUCCUUAAUUUUCCUUGACAACGAGGAUCAAAUUUAUCCAACUGGUUCGAAGUUGAAUCCAGGCAAAUUCAUGAAGGAAUUAGCUAAAUUUGUAUCCCGAGUGGAAAAGGUAAUGACUUUAGAAAUUUUGGAGCAUGAUGAAAUUACACUAGAAGAGCUAUCCAAUAAGUUGCCCUUUGACCUCCAAAUUGUAGUAUCAUUCAACACCCUACUGAAAGUUAUCAAAGAUUCUUUUGAAUAUUACUCAAUAAAUUACGCUAAAAAGGGCCACAAGCAGCGGGAGGAAAAUUCGAAGAUAGAGAAAAUGAAUAUCGUAUUUCAGUAUAUCUAUCAAUUGAGAAGAUAUAACGGAAAUAAUGAAAACUUUGAACUUCUAUUAAAUUAUAUCACUUAUGAUUUCACUGCAUUUGAUGUUCCUACAGGUGUAUUGGCAACCCUAGAACUGGAUCCCAAGCUUCAAUUACUACUACUUCAGUUAAUUGGUGCUGCGUCGAUAAUUUAUUCCAGUCCUGACAAUCAGUUCUAUAAAGUUCUAAUUCCACAUACAAGGCUGAAAAAAGAGGACAACGAUGGUUUGUUCUUUUUAUCCAAAUUUUACACAAAAAUAUCGGAUAUUUGCUACUAUUUUCAUGAUGAUAUUGCAAAAAUAAAUACAAUAAUCCAUACAUCUAUUAAAUUGAUACAGUCAAAAAAUGCUGGACUACACGCUUUGAAGGACACGAUGGUGCAAUUAUUCAGAUAUUUUUCAGUGAUCAACUUCCCGCUCGCAAGAAUUGAUAAAAAAGAUACCGAGUACUUUGAAUCCGCAACUUACCAAUACAUUGAACUAUUUAAAGCAUGCAAUAUUGAUGAGUUUGAUUUGGUACCACAAGUUGACUCCGUUUUAACAGAAUCCACCAUUAAUCUGAACAAUAAGAUUGAAUCUAAAGAAGGCAUCCUUGAAGCAACUAAUAAACUAUACAUUCUUCUGCAUUGCGAUUUUAUUUCCAAUAAAGUUAUCAAAGAGCUUGCUCGAAUUACUCCUAAAUACAUUAGAUCUCUUCACUCUGCAAUAGCUACUGCCCCUUCUGAAUUUGACAUCGACACAAGUGAUGUUACAAGUUUGAGCUGUGUUUUAGAGAUCGUUAGAAAAUUCACUAAUGUUUCCUUAUAUAGAAUUGUCACACACAAACUCGAUGAUUCUGCUUUCAUUUUUGACACUAUAAAUGAUGUGCAAAAACAUUUGUCUCAUUCGGUUUCUUUCAACCUACCUCUUUUGCAGCUACAAAUGCUAACAACAACAUAUCUUGAAAAUGCUCUUACGAUAACCGCCUUUAAAUCAGAAUAUGGAAGUGGGAGUGAAUUACUUCAUAAAUUCAUUUCCAGAAGUUCCGUUGUUAAUAUAUUGAAAUUAUUUUGCAUCAGGGAGUACCAAUAUGCAGAAUUAAUGGGGCAAGAAGAUCAAUUAGAAAGGGAUGAAAAGGAAGACAUAAACUUUUCAAGUUACAAAGUGAAUAUAACAGAAGAAGAAGAAGAAGAAGAAGAAGAAGUAAAAAAAUAUCAUUAUCUUUAUCUACUAUGUGAAUUAGCCUCCAAAUUGCUAUUAGUUUGUAAGUUAGAAAUUAUUCCUGAGGCCGAGGAGAAUAAGAAGGUUAUGGAUCGUAUAUCCAAAAACUCAGGUGUCUUAGGAACCCAAUUUCAGGAUUUGUUGAAUGCUGUUGGCGUUGUUGUAGACAUCAAAGAACAAACCAAAAAGCCUUUAAAACAGCUGAAGCUUACCGAUUUACAAAAUAAACCAAAGAAGAGAAAGCUAAUCAAUAAUAGUGAAGGCGAGAGUGAAGGCAAGAGUGAUCAAGGGGGUGAAGAUGAGAAUGAUCCAAUUGAAAAUUCGGAUGAUGAAGUAGAAGGUGUACAAGAUGAAGGUGCUUUCAGCGAGGACAUUGACGAGAACAUGGAAUUCAGUGAUGUUGACGGCGACGAUAUUGAAAGUGAUAGCCUUGACUCUGGAAAAUUUAAGAGACAAAAGACCAAUGCAUCAGCUCAUGGUUCUCUGGCUUCUUCUUUCCCCUUUACACAAUAG